Corvus hawaiiensis (hawaiian crow) is the source of this 4265-nucleotide messenger RNA. RefSeq names its product mitochondrial inner membrane protein MPV17 (gene MPV17). Bases 2296 to 3756 code for a protein of 486 amino acids. The transcript has 4 exons. The record is from RefSeq and is a predicted model, not a curated record. Lineage: Eukaryota; Metazoa; Chordata; Aves; Passeriformes; Corvidae. Gene Ontology annotation, cellular component: membrane; cytoplasm.
GCUGUGAGAUGCCAUAAAUCUGUCCUGGUGCUGGCUCGUGGCUCUGCUGCUCCAAGGGUUUGCAGCCCUGGGCACUUGGCAGCUGUGUCCCCCCCUCUCCUGCUUCCUCCCCCCAGCCUGCCUGAGGCUGAGUCUGGGUGGUGGGAGAGCCUGUCCUGCUUGUGCCACGUGUGCUCAGGGCUGUGCUGCAUUGAGGGCUGGGGGAGUCCCUGCAUGCUCCUUGCACCUCCUGCUUGUGCCCUCCCUGUCACCACCACUUCUCCCCUGCCUUGAUUCUCCCUGCCCUGCCCUCCUGCUCCCACCAGCCCAGGAUGCUGGGAAAGCACAACCCCAGGGUCUGGGGGUGCCCUGCUGAGCUGGGGGCUCCCCUCACUGUGCAGUCACUGGCCCUCAGUCCUGAUACCUCCAGGGGGUGGCACGAUGCCUCCCUGACCGGCUGCUGGGGCCCUUCCAGGCCGCUUUGCUGUUCCCGCUGUUAUUUUUAUCGGAUGUCAUGGAGUCUAUUGCUGGCGCCUGCGGCACCGGGUGCUGCUGGCAGCACAUUCCCCUGUGCUUGGCAGGAGGCCACUGUGGAGCUGGGAGGGGCUGUCCAGGGCUGGCCCUGCCCGCACUUCCCCUGCCCAGCGUGGCCCUGGGCUGGCUCUGGCCCCGGCUCUGCUCUGCCUGUUGCUGGUUCACAUCGGUGCUGGUGCUGCUGUGGCACAGCCCCCCGUCCCUCGGGGCUCUGUCAGCCUGCGGGGGUGUGGGGCUGAGCCCUGGCGGCCAUGGCCUAUCUGUGGAUGCUGGGCUGCUGCUGGAUAUGGUUCCCCCAUCCCAGCCGUUUCUGCCCUCGGGCUGGGCUCUCCCUGCUGUGGCAGGUGCCCAGCUCCAGCCAGGGGGAUGUGAGUGCUCCUGCUCUCCUUGGAGCUUGCACCAGUGAUCCUCAGCCAUGGCCAGGCUCAGCCCCUCAGCUGCUGGCUGUACAAUGGUUCGUGCAGCUUCCUGUGUCCUGUGCCCUGUCCCAGGUACAUCCCAACCUCCAGCCCUGCCUUCUCUUGCUGCUCCUGGAGACCCCAGUGCUGCCAGCUGGGGCCAGGCCAGGGAGCUGCUGGCAGUUGGCUGUGCCUGCUGUGUCCAGCCACACUUGCUGGCUGAGCUGCUGUCCGAGGGCUCUGGGGUCGGGCAGGGCUUUGCCUCCUGCAUCCUGGGCCCUGGGCCAGGCUGCCAGCAGAGCCUGGACACAGUGGGCAGUAGCACGUGCCUGCAGCCGUGACCCUCCUGUCCCUCUCUGCCUGUGGAGAGCAGUCCCCUGCUCCUGCCAUGGCAAGGCUGUGGGCAUGAGGAUGGUGCCCUACUUAGGUUUGGGCCCCAUUCGGAGUCCUCUGGUCACAAGAACAGUCGGCUAGGCACCCCGGGCACCAGGCUUGGCUGGGAUGGAGGCUCUAACCCCGCACAGCAGCUGUGGCUGGGCUGUGCUGGUGGCACCCUGGGGAGGCAGUGGUGCCAGAGUCAUUGCAGGAGGCUGGAUCUGGCUGUAUCCCCAGGCCCAGGCAGGGAUGCGCAGACAGGUCUGUCCCUCCCAGCACAGCCUCAUCACUGCUGGGCACUGUACCCAGAGCCUUCAGCACUGGAUGGGUGACAGCGGUGCCUGCUGUGUUCUCCCUGAGCGCCGUGCCCUGCACACAGCUCCUGGGACUGCAGCUCCUGGGAGUGCUGCUCACGCAGGCAGCCAGUGCCCUGGCUGUGCUGGCCUGGAGUCCAGCACCUGCUGCCACCCCCUGCCCGGUGCGGUUGUGGCCCAUGAGCUGGUGGGACUGCUCUGCCAUCGUGGGGUCGUGCGGGGGCUCUCAGGGCUGGGGAACAGACUCUCGGAUCUUGGGGCUGGUCUGGGGUGGGAGAAGGAGCCUGUGAAGCACCAGGUGGUGCUGCUGGGAGUGCAGCAGCUCUGUGGGGCUGCAGAGCCUGGGCUGGCCCUGCCGGUGAGCUCCAGGGACUACAUGGCAUGGUGUGGGGACAGGGAGCUGGGCCCUUGUCCCUGAGGAACCACCGACAAAGUCCCUGGGGCAGGGCCGGUACCGAGCUGGUCAUGGCUGGGGCUGUUGGGACAGGGGCUGUGGGGCCAGCGCCCGCCAGGCUGAGGGCUUGCUGGGCUCAGGGCUUCCAAGGACGGAGCAGAGCGGCAGCGGGGCUGGAGACCUGCCAGGGAACCGUCCCAGGGAAGCGGGGAGAGUGAGCAGGAGCCGCCAGGGCCGGGGGAGCAGCUGGGGGGGCAGCACUGGGCCAGCUGAGUUGCGUCGAAGGGGUCAGGAGUGUAGGAUGGAGCAGGAGCUGCCAGAGACCCAGCCGGGCAGCACCCCACCGGGGACACUGAUCUGGAAACAGGGCCAGGAGCUGUGCCAGCAGCCAGCUGUGGCAAGGGGUUGGGACAGCGUGGGCAGCAGGGAGCACGUUCUGCCCAUCCCGGCUGGUGGGGGGGCAGGGGGGCAGACACAGGCAGACAGCUGCUCUCCGGGGAGGGGAUCACAGUCGGCAGAGCCUGCUUGGUGUUCAGGGAGAGGUUUGGGGUGCUGUGGUAAAGGCUGUGGUGGAAAUCACGGGCAGCAGCUGGGCAGGCUCUGCUCUGAGAGCCCCAGGCACCGUGGACCCUGGAUGACAGGUCAGCCCCAUGCCCGGGUCACAGGGAGGAGGUGCAGCUGGACACCGUUUCAGCCAGAGAUGCUGCGGUGUCCUGAGAGGCCUGAGGCACUCGGCAGAGUGGGACACCUGUGCCGUGGGGUUUGGUGCAGGCAGUGGGGAGCUGCAGCUGGGACAGAGCCGGCAGGGCUGGAGCAGCCUCAGGCAUCCUGGGGCAGGACGGCAGCAGCAGCGGUGCUGGGACAGGGGCCCAGCCGUGGGCAGGUCACACAGGGGUCUUUCCCACCUAAAUGGGCUGUGCUGGUUGCAGGGGCCCUCAUGGGAGCUGGGGAUGUGAUUGCGCAGCAGCUGGUGGAGCAGCGGGGGCUGCGCGGGCACCACUGCCCCCGCACCCUGAAAAUGAUGGCCAUUGGCUUCUGCUUCGUGCCGUGGACAGGUCCAGUUCCAUGGAGCAGGAGCAGCAUAGGACAAGCUUGUCCUUGUGGUCCAGGGCUGGAGCAGGGCCAUGUAACCAGCCCUGGAGGUCCGCCCUGUGACCAGGGAGGGCAGGUGCUUCUCCUCACCCCCUGGCUCCUGCAGGGCCCCAUUGUGGGCAACUGGUACAGGAUCCUGGAUCGGCUCAUCCCGGGGAAUACAAAAGUUGUGGCUGUGAAGAAGAUGGUCCUGGACCAGGGGGCUUUCGCACCGUGCUUCCUUGGCUGCUUCCUGGCUGUCACGGGGGCCGUGAACGGGCUGUCGGUGCAGGAUAACUGGUCCAAGAUCCAGCAGGACUACAUGGAUGCCCUGAUGACCAAUUACUGUGUGAGUGCUGGCAGAUCUGUGUCCCUGUCCCAUCUCCAUGGGGCUGCCAUGGGCUCUGUGGGACACCGAGUGCCAGGCAGGGCUGGGUGUGGGGCAGGGACUCUGGCAGGGCUCCUCACUGCUCUUUCCCCUUCUCUGCCCAGAUCUGGCCACCUGUGCAGAUUGCAAACUUCUACUUUGUGCCCCUGCAGCGCAGGUAGUGUUGCGCCCCUGGCCCCCAGUCCCUGGCCCCCUGAGCCAGUGGCUGCAGACCCUGUCCCUCUUGUCCCCAGGCUGGCUGUUGUCCAAUGUGUUGCCAUUGUCUGGAACUGCUACCUGUCCUGGAAAGUGAAUCGGAUGUGAGGCAGAAGCCGUGUCCCAUCCCUGUCCCCAGCCUGUGCACUGCCUGACCCCACCGCAACUCAGAGCCCUUGGAGUGGGCACACAUGGCCGUGGACAGGCUGGGCCAUGCAGGGUCCUGGCAGCAACCAUCCCGCUCUUUUCUCGGGGGAACGCUGUCCCCUGUGGCCACAGCCCCCACUGCCGCAGGGAGAAGAUGGUGCCAAGGCAGGCCUGGAUCUGCUCUAGUUGUGCUGUGCAGCAACUCUGCCCAUGGAGCACUUCUCCAUCUGUGCUCAACCAUUUCCUAGCCCUUGCCUGCACACAGGGUGCUCCUGCCCUGAGUGUCACUCUGUCCUUCCCCAUGGCACAUCAUGGGGGAAAAGAGGAGCGGAAAUGGAGCAGGGCUGCCCCUGGGCUGGCUGUGCCAUGGGCACAGAACUGGGGUCACUGCUGGCUGGGGAUGCUCCCCCUGAAAAGGGGGUUUGCUGUGGACAGUCGGAGCAUCAAUAAAUGGUGGUUUUCACUCUUGA